Molecule: messenger RNA, 1249 nt
Organism: Nicotiana attenuata
Lineage: Eukaryota; Viridiplantae; Streptophyta; Magnoliopsida; Solanales; Solanaceae
Product: mitochondrial outer membrane protein porin 4
Exons: 7
Coding region: 125-955 (276 amino acids)
Biological process (GO): monoatomic anion transmembrane transport
Cellular component (GO): mitochondrial outer membrane
Molecular function (GO): voltage-gated monoatomic anion channel activity
Source: RefSeq, a predicted model, not a curated record
GACUGUAAGAGAGAGAAUCAAAGGAGGUUUAAGCUAAGGUUCAGUCAUUUUCUUUGCACCCAAAUCUCGACGCCGAUUUCCUGGUCUCUCUCCAGAACCAAGAGUCAUUUCACUUGAACAAGAGAUGGACCAGAGCCCGGCACCGUUUUCAGAGAUUGGGAGGCGGGCAAGAGAUCUAUUGACCAAAGACUACAACUAUGAUCAGAAGUUCUCCUUCUCUAUUCCGAGCUCCAGUGGAGUGGGAAUAACAGCUACUGGUGUGAAGAAAGAUCAAAUUUUUGUUGGUGAUAUAAGUACUCAAUAUAAGCUCGGAAGUACAAUUGUUGAUGUCAAAGUUGAUACCUACUCCAAUGUCUCAACUAAAGUCACUUUGAAUGAAGUUUUCCGAUCUGCAAAAGUGUCCCUUGGCUUCAACAUACCAGAUCACAAGUCUGGCAAGCUUGAUGUUCAGUACCUUCAUCAACAUGCUGCCAUCAACUCCAGUAUUGGCUUAAAUCCCUCCCCUCUCUUGGAGCUCUCUGCUGCUAUUGGUAGCAAGGAUUUAGCCCUUGGUGGUGAAAUAGGUUUCAAUACUGCUUCGUCUUCUUUUACCAAGUGCAACGCAGGGAUUAGUUUUAACAAACCGGAUUUUUCUGCUGCACUUAUAUUAACGGACAAGGGACAAGCUGUGAAGGCAUCAUAUGUACACUCUGUCGAUCCAGCAAGUGGAACUGAAGUUGCUGCGGAGAUGAUUCACAGAUUAUCUACCUAUGAGAACAGCUUCAGCAUCGGGAGUGCUCACAAAGUCGAUCCAUUAACAUCUGUGAAGACUAGGUUUUCUGACAAUGGGAAGGUUGCAAUGCUUUGCCAGCGGGAAUGGAGGCCAAAGUCACUUAUUACUUUCUCAGCAGAGUAUGACACAAAGGCAAAGAAUGCUGUGCCUAAGUUGGGUCUUGCCCUUGCUUUGAAGCCAUAAAAAGGUGCUAUCUCUAAUUCAACCAAUUUUUACUUGGUAGCUUGACGUUGUUCAAAUUCUUUCGAAGGCCUAAAGUGUGGCCGUUACAUCUUCCUCACAUCAUUCCAGAGGACACUGGGAAACCAAACCCAUUUUUGUCAGAUUCAUAUAAUGAUGAUAAAUUUGAAAGAAUACGUUACAGGAGCGUUGUUGCAUAAAGUUCUUCAAGGUCUACUGGCUUUCUAUUACCUUGAAACUUGAUACUAUAUAUUUUUUUGAGAAUGUAAUUUUUCUGAUCCCUCGUGUUUUCUGAUC